AUGGGCACUUUGGUGUUCCCAAGGAGACGGUCAUUUGUAUUUAAAUUAUUGCUUUUGUUACCAGCAGUUUGGUUAUGUACUAUGCUGUAUUUUUCCACUUCUACGAAAGCAUCGGGCAAGGUCCCUUCCAUGAAGCGUCCAAAAAUUGAUUUACCAAAAUUGCAUAAAUUAGAAGGCUUCGGUCCUCCUAUUUCAAUCAAACCUGCAGUUGAAAUCGAGGAAAAGCUUCCUGCAGAAGGUAUCGAUGCGAGGAUUGAAGAGGGAAAUAUUCCUAAGCUAAACAAAGCGCUGUUCAACCGGGAUUCUCCUAUCUACAAAUGGGGUGAUAAACAUCAGCCUGGUGAAGGUGGAAAGGCAGUGAUAAUCGAUAAAAACAAAUUGACUGUCAGUGAAAAAAAGGUUUACGAUGAUGGAUUUAGCAAGAAUGCUUUUAAUCAGUACGUCUCAGAUAUAAUUUCGAUACAUAGAAGUUUGCCUAGUUAUAUCGAUGAAGAAUGCAAAACGGAAAAAUAUGCUAGCGAUCUUCCGAAUACUUCAGUUAUCAUAUGUUUUCAUAACGAAGCUUGGUCAGCUUUACUCCGCACGGUACAUAGUGUACUUGAAAGAACACCGGAAAAUUUACUUGCCGAAAUUAUCUUGGUUGAUGAUUUUUCGGACAUGGCACAUCUCAAGGCUGAUUUGGAAAUUUAUAUGCGGCAGUAUCCGAAAGUUCGUAUUUUACGCUUGGAAAAACGUGAGGGUCUAAUAAGAGCUCGCAUAAGAGGAGCUGCUAUUUCAAAAAGCCCUGUGAUCACAUAUCUUGAUUCUCAUUGCGAAUGUGUAGAAGGUUGGAUGGAACCUCUUUUGGAUCGAAUCAAAAAGGAUCCGAAAACAGUGGUAUGCCCCGUUAUUGAUGUAAUUGAUGAUAACACGUUUGAGUACCACUACUCAAAGGCUUACUUCACUAAUGUGGGUGGUUUUGAUUGGUCUUUGCAAUUCAAUUGGCAUGCCAUUCCUGAGAAGGAUCGUAAAGGUAGAAGGAACAUUGAUCCUGUAAAGUCUCCAACUAUGGCUGGUGGUCUUUUUUCCAUCGAUCGUUCUUUCUUCGGAGAAUUAGGAUCUUAUGAUCCCGGUUUCGAUAUUUGGGGUGGGGAAAAUUUGGAGCUUUCUUUCAAAACAUGGAUGUGUGGCGGAAGACUGGAAAUUGUUCCCUGCAGUCAUGUUGGUCAUGUAUUUCGCAAACGAUCACCUUAUAAAUGGCGUACUGGUGUGAAUGUUUUGAAGAGAAACUCUGUUCGAUUAGCUGAAGUAUGGAUGGAUGAAUACAAGAAGUACUACUAUGAGAGAAUUAACAAUGACUUGGGUGAUUUUGGUGAUGUAAGCAGCAGAAAGGCAUUACGUGAGAGACUGCAAUGUAAGUCUUUCAAGUGGUAUCUGGAUAAUGUGUAUCCGGAAUUGUUUAUUCCAGGAGAUGCUAUUGGAAAAGGAGAGAUUCGUAAUAGAGGCGAAGUGAAAGGGGAUGUUGUCCAACAUUGCUUGGAUAGUGAGGUGGGCGAUGAGAUUCAAAAAGUCGUUAUUGCGUUUCCAUGUCACAAGAAUGGUGGUAACCAGAUUCGCAACAGAGGAGGAGGAUCGAAGAAUUGUUUAGAUUGGGCGUCGCGAGGAAAGCAAAAAUCGGCAAAUGCGGGUUUAUACUGGUGUCAUAAGAAAGGCGGUAAUCAGUACUGGAUGAUAACGAAGGACGGCGAAAUACGAAGAGAUGAUUCAUGUAUUGAUUAUGCUGGUGUCGAUGUUAUGGUUUAUCCGUGUCAUGGAUUGAAAGGUAAUCAAGAAUGGAAAUAUCUUCCCUAUAAAAAUCAAAUUCUUCAAAUUCUUCACGUCGCUACGAACGAGUGUUUGGAAAUGUCGAGGGAUGGUGCCAAAUUGUUGAUAAAUGUUUGUGAUCAAAAAAAUCCAUAUCAGCACUGGUUGGUUCAGGAAUUCAAUCUAACGUUAGCUAGGCAGUACAAAUUAUUAUGA
Molecule: messenger RNA, 1998 nt
Organism: Cercopithifilaria johnstoni
Lineage: Eukaryota; Metazoa; Nematoda; Chromadorea; Rhabditida; Onchocercidae
Source: the annotation of a GenBank genome assembly